UUGGAGAAGCAAUAAUGUCAUCCAUUCAUCAUCGCCCGAACCAGCCUUACCCAAGUGGCCAAGCUGAACAGAGAUUCACAAUUUGCCGCCGAAUCUCCAAAAUGCUCGGUGGUCCUCACGCUCUUCUCCUCCUUCUACUCGUCCAUCCGGCUGUUACAUUUGAUGUAUCGGCGGCGGAUGAGUUUUUCUGCUCCGUUCCCUCUCUCCAUUCCAAGCCAGACUCCAAACCAAACUACUCGAAAGUGACGAACCCAACUCUCUCCCCUUCCCACUUUCAAGAUCUUCCAGGAUUUACCCGCAGUGUCUAUAAAACUGACCAUGCCCUAAUCACUCCUGAAAGUCAAGUAUUUAGUCCUCUGCCAAACUGGCUGAAUUCACUGGGAGCUUAUUUGAUCAGCCCUGCAACUGGUUCUCACUUCACAAUGAACUUGGUGAAGAUGCAAGGUAGGGGAACCAUUGUUAGUUAGAAUAUAUAAUAUUGGGAGAUUUAUA
Messenger RNA from Phalaenopsis equestris, 492 nucleotides. RefSeq names its product (S)-ureidoglycine aminohydrolase-like. The transcript has 3 exons. Gene Ontology annotation, molecular function: ureidoglycine aminohydrolase activity. Lineage: Eukaryota; Viridiplantae; Streptophyta; Magnoliopsida; Asparagales; Orchidaceae. The record is from RefSeq and is a predicted model, not a curated record. Bases 15 to 467 code for a protein of 150 amino acids.